Molecule: messenger RNA, 1778 nt
Organism: Oncorhynchus gorbuscha (pink salmon)
Lineage: Eukaryota; Metazoa; Chordata; Actinopteri; Salmoniformes; Salmonidae
Product: zinc finger HIT domain-containing protein 1-like
Exons: 5
Coding region: 111-584 (157 amino acids)
Biological process (GO): chromatin remodeling
Cellular component (GO): Swr1 complex
Molecular function (GO): nucleosome binding
Source: RefSeq, a predicted model, not a curated record
ACCAUGUCACACGAAGAGAAACGCGCAAGAAAAUAAUCUGGGACAAAUUGUUCGCUGCAGGCCUACGUAGAUUAUCCGAACACGUUUCCUGCUAAAGUAGAAAGGAUCAAAUGGUUUUUGAAAAGAAGUCUUCGGCCCGUGUAGCGGAGGCAGGACAGAGGCGUGUGUUGGACGAUGCAACACGCCAGCGGAGGUUAAAUCGGCAGCUGGAUGCUCUAGAGAAGGACAACUUCCAGGAUGACCCUCUCUCUUCCCUGCCUCCCUCUGGUCCUACUGCCCGCCUGCCCGCCUUUAGCGAAGGAGAGGAACCCGGUAAGAAGAAGAGGAAAACUAGAGGUGAUCACUUCAAACAGAGAUUUCGCAAAAACUUCCAGACUCUACUAGAAGAAGAGAAUGUGUCUGAGAGGGAGGAGCCUAACUACCUGUCAGCUGCAGCCCCUCCCUCCUCGCUCCCCCCUCGUCUGUUCUGCUCCGUCUGUGGAUUUCCUUCCUCCUACACCUGUUGCUCCUGUGGGGGGCGCUAUUGUUCCACACGCUGUCUUAUCACGCACAGAGAGACCAGGUGUCUGAAGAUGACUCUGUAGCAGCUGAUCAGACUAUACCUGGUCAUGCUCACAAAAUGUGGAUGGUAAAUUCUUCUACCUGUAGCUGUAUAGAAUGUUACAACACAGGAACGGCGCUACGGAUAAUCACCGUGUACCAGAGAUGCUAUGGAGAGAACACUACCAGAGAAGUAAUGGAGAACGCUACUAGAAAGUUACAAACAUGCACACAGUGGCUCAGCACUCUGCGGUGUGAAGUCAGUGUUGUGGAGUAGGGUAGUGGUGCGUGGGUAAAAUCACUGGGGAAGCAAGAAAAAAAGCCAUAUUACAACCUAUGUGUUAUAAUUGCAUUGUUUGCUCUAUAACUUGCUAAUUCAUAUUACUUCACAAAUAGGUUUAUCACUCUGUCAUACAGUAUACACUUUUUAAUUUUUUUUUGUUGUCCUAGAUUACCAGGCUAAAACGCUUGCUCACUAGGUUAACAUCCAUUCAUGGGAAAUGUUAUCUAGUUAACAUUAGCCUUCUACAUCUAGCUACAUAUUGAAUUUCCAUCCUCUCUCGGGGAGAAUUAAGUAGAACCACAAGUCCAAAUCCAUAUCUCCAUCUAUGGCUAAUUUAAGAAAAGGGACAACUUUAGCUAGCUAGCCACCGGAGGACAACAACACAACGAGAUGCAACAAUUCAAUUUGUUUCUGUCAAUGACUAAUGCUUUCAUUGUGUUUGAUAGGAGUGAUUCCAAAAUCCAAGCUGGCUUCCCUUGACCCUUUUUUUUUUUUUGGCAGACCAGGACCAUUCACAGUUGAGCUUGUUCAAUUUAGCUCAAUGUUGACUGGCUAAUUGUUUAUACUUUUUUUAUCAAGAGGCCAGAUGCUCAUUGGCUUCCCUUGCAUUCCGUUCAAUGCUACGGGCUGCAGCAAUGGACCAGACAGCAUCAGAUAGAUGGCCUACACGUGUAGAGACAGAGGGGCGCUGUUUCGCUUGCCCGGAAGCUUUCUCCGUGCAUUCCGCCUCAUGCAAAUUGAAAAACAGACACAAAAGAUAAAAAGGUUUUAUUUUUUUAUUUUUUUAGUUGGUCAAUUUAUGGGGGAAGCUUGGCAUCCAUGAAUACACGCCACUGGCCUGAAGGGGGCAGAGACAGGGCAGGAGUAAGGGAGGGGUUUGUGUCGUAUGGGGGAGGUCUGACUAUCUUUGUCUGUGACUUGCUGUAAUGAUUUAAUUAAACAUGUCUGAUUAUGA